UCAUUCGUAUCAUUAUUUUAAUGAUUGAUAUUAUUUGUAAUGUAGAGAUGCACAUGUAGACGCUCAAUGUUGCCAUAAACGUGAGCAGGCACAAUGAGCAAAAAUUGGCGAAAAUUAUUUUCUGAUUUAAUGAUCGCAGAUUAUGAUGUUGCCUGCGAUGUAUUAUAGCACUCGAGUUCCUCGUCACGAGAGGCAUAAAGUUCUUUUUGUCAGUGUAACGCAAUCAGAGUUUUGUAAUUGGACUGUUCUGCUUCUAUAAAGGGUGAACGCGAAAUCGGUAAGAAAUUCAGGGUCGCCCGGAGCUGGUUCUACCUUUAAUGCUCGUGUCGUUAGCCGCUCCAACGAUCAUCCUCUGAUAAUGUUCCUGCCGAUCAUUACGCGAACAUAAAAAUUUCUUAAGCCAGCACGACGAAGAACAUGCAUUUUCCAUGUAGUAGAGCAAAUUUUCUGAAACGAUGGUAUUAUUAACCGUAGCCGUGCGUGCUGAUUUUUAACGCGCCUGACAUUUUGCAUCUCUUAAUAUCAUUUUCACAUGCUUGUACAUAUAGAGAAAUAGCGUAAUAGCUAUUUCUAUUCUUAUACUGUAUUCUGCUUAUACUGCAUGAUCCACGAACAAUGUUAAACACUACAAUACGAGAACUAUAGCCGUAUUAACAGUUAUAUCUCAAAGUUAUUACAUCAUUGCGCAAAUCAUGUGGCAAGACCUAAACGGCAACAGCUAAAAUACCAGUUUAUAAGUUUCGAUACAUUAUGACAACUAGUUGUCAAGGCCAUUUGACAUGGUCAGAUUGAUUUUACUCGCAAGUUUCAUUGUUUUUGGCUGUAGUGAGAUCGCCUUGGAAGUUCCAGUAAUUUUGAUUCUAAGACUAUUUGCCCGAUACUGAUACAACGAUUUUUUAGACAAGGAAAAGUAGACAAAGAAAAAAUGAUUAAAGUGUGAUGCCGACUUUCGACCUGGCCCAUCCUUCAAACCGGUUUACCUCGGUUAACAUUGGAAAUAAGAAAAAAGGGACGUCGUGCGGUUUCUUCCGUCUGCUUCGUAGUAUUGCGCUCGAUGCCGGUCGAAGCCAAUUAAUUUUAACAUCCACAGCGCGCACGUGUACUACACUGUUAUAACAUAAAAUCCCGACAAUAGUCGAACGACCUCAGUUCGGCUUCGACGUCUUCCGUCCAGUUCCGUUUGCUCCUUCUUCUACGCGACGAAACUUUUUCCUCGCGAUCCACAGUCGAUCGAUAGCUCUCGUGGUAGCUACCACGAUCUCUUCCCAUCGUUGGCAGAUAAACUGUGUUCGUCCUGCCAUUAGUUUACUAACAUUAUUAUUUUACAAUCGAUCAGCCGUUCGCACUCGCAGAGAUUUGGUGAUAAAUGAUGACACUGGAAAGAGUGACUGUUAUUUUAAUCGUUUUCAUUUGGGCCAGUGAUUCUUUGGCAGAUCAUCAUCAUCAUCAUUAUCAUCGAUCAAGUCGAUCAACUAACGAGUAUAUACUGCGCAAGUGUAUAGCCACUGCGGAAUUAAUUAGAAAACACAGGAACGAAGAAACGGUCGCCGUCAGCUCGCGCAAAGCAGAGGGGAACUUGCUUCAGCCGCAAGUACAACAAAGAAACCCUGAUUUUGUAUCGGCAUUUUUGACCGACGUUUCUCAACCGGAAGUUUCCAAGCAAAGCAGCAUUUAUCGGCGUAUGACUCACAUGAGGAGACGCGCUAACGGGCACGCACGUCGAAUCACGAGCAAGCAACUGGCAGAUACACCUCUGAAAACGGUCAACAUCGAUGCACCGGAAGACAGACCACUGGCCUUCAAGAAAAAGAGCCCGUUGCCAGAACUUGCGCACGAUGUAUCCGGCAGGAACAUUGACCCGUCGCCGCACGUGAUAAUCAUCAAGCCUGUCACUUAACAUUCUUGUUGUUGACACUCGGCUACCGCAAAUUUUGAUUCUAUUGCAAAUUGGCAUAAUUGCAUGAAUACAAUUAUUUCUAAUAAUUAUUUCCGUAAAUCGUUAUUCUCUUAAACGGCUUAUAUUGUCGUUUCAAACUAACAAACAAUUGUCUAGAAAUAUCAAAUGUAAGUUAGUGACAAUAAACUGACUUUAUAAAAUCA
This is a messenger RNA of Ooceraea biroi (clonal raider ant), 2100 nucleotides long. RefSeq lists its product as uncharacterized. NCBI's taxonomy places the organism in Eukaryota, Metazoa, Arthropoda, Insecta, Hymenoptera, Formicidae. The record is from RefSeq and is a predicted model, not a curated record.